Messenger RNA from Geodia barretti, 795 nucleotides. Lineage: Eukaryota; Metazoa; Porifera; Demospongiae; Tetractinellida; Geodiidae. The record is from the annotation of a GenBank genome assembly.
AUGGGCCGGGCCACCGGCCACGUGAAAUUUGAGAACGUAGCGUUCUCCUACGAAGACCGGUCUCCCGCCCUGCGCCAGGUUGACCUGGACGCCAAGCCCGGUCAGGUGACCGCGAUACUGGGGGCGCCGGGCAGCGGCAAGACCACCGUGGUCAGCUUGUUGCCCCGUUUCUACGACGUGACCUCCGGAAAGAUCACCAUCGACGGCUCCGACAUCCGGGACUUUACGCUCCAGUCGCUGCGGCACAACGUGGGCAUCGUCCACCAGGACGUGUACCUCUUCAGCGCCAGCAUCCGAGACAACAUCUCCUACGGCGUCGUGGGCGCCACCCAGGAAGACGUGGAACGCGCCGCCAAGGUUGCCCAACUGCACGAUCAGAUCAUGUCCCUGCCCGGAGGGUACGAUACGUGGGUCGGAGAGCGGGGCACGACUUUGUCGGGGGGGCAGCGCCAGCGCUUGUCCAUCGCGCGCACGAUCCUGAUUGACCCGCCGGUACUCAUUCUGGACGACUCCACCUCCAGCGUUGACGUGGAGACGGAGCGACAAAUUCACCGCGCCAUGACUGAGGUGAUGAAGGGUCGGACGACCUUCGUGAUCGCCCAUCGCCUGAGCACGGUCCGGGAAGCGGACCAGAUCCUGGUGCUGGACAAAGGGGUCAUUGCGGAACGAGGCCCCCACGCAGAACUGGUACGCACGGGCGGCAUCUACCAGAGCAUCUACGAGCUGCAGCUACGGCCGCAGGAGGAAGUCCUCCUCGAGGCGGCGGUGCCGGCCUACGGGAGGGCUGCCUUAUGA